This is a messenger RNA of Guillardia theta CCMP2712, 4776 nucleotides long. RefSeq lists its product as hypothetical. Gene Ontology annotation, biological process: exocytosis; Golgi to plasma membrane transport. The record is from RefSeq and is a predicted model, not a curated record. Gene Ontology annotation, cellular component: plasma membrane; exocyst. Bases 1 to 4776 code for a protein of 1591 amino acids. NCBI's taxonomy places the organism in Eukaryota, Cryptophyceae, Pyrenomonadales, Geminigeraceae. Gene Ontology annotation, molecular function: phosphatidylinositol-4,5-bisphosphate binding. The transcript is spliced from 37 exons.
AUGGUGGAGAAUCAUGUGAGGCUGAGUGAUGCGGGGAGUAUGGUCUCACAGCGAGAUAAUUCCAAAAGUCGACCCAGAACACACAUCGCACUCCACGUUGCCUCGGUGCUGUGGAUCGCCGCAUGCUCUGACAGCAUAGUGCUGCACGCGAAGCUCGACCAUGUCAGUGAGCCGAUACGGUCUGUCUCGGCAUCCUGGCAGUGGCAAGCGACGGUGAUGUCUAUAGCCUACGGUCAGACACCCUGGAAGGCAACCAGUCAUCGCUCAGCUGGCCGUCAUGAGAUGAGCCCGUCCAGCUGGCUUGUUCAGACGGCGACCAGGCGCCUCUGGCUCCGCGGCGGGGAAGGAGAGGAGCAGGCCAACAGCUACGACGAGGUGUCAAGCGUGGAGAUCCGCAGCAAGUUUAAGGAGAAGUAUACGUUCGAGCAGCGCAAAAAGAUGGCUGAUGAUAUCUUGAGUACGGGAAGGGGGCUGCCGGUGAUCGCCGAGAAGCUCCUGGAGAGCAUACCCCUCCCAGAGACACAGAAGCCAAAGUUCCUUGUUCCUCCCUCCCUUCCCCUCGAACAGUUCGUACAGGAGGGUGGGACGAGGAUGGGGAGAGGGGAGAUGUUGUUGUGGGAAGAGCACGAGCACGAGCACGAGGAGAAGGACGAGGACGAGGACGAGGACGAGGACAAGGAGCAGGACGAGGACGAGGACGAGGACGAGGACAAGGACAAGGACGAGCGAGGACGAGUACGAGGAGCAGGACGAGGACGAGGAGCAGGACGAGGACAAGGAGCAGGACGAGGACGAGGACGAGCGAGGACGAGGACGAGGGCAAGGACGAGGAGCAGGACGAGGAGCAGGACGAGGAGCAGGACGAGGACGAGGACGAGGAGCAGGACGAGGACGAGGACGAGCGAGGACGAGGACGAGGAGCAGGACAAGGACGAGGAGCAGGACGAGGACGAGGAGCAGGAAGAGCACGAGGACGAGGACAAGGACGAGGACGAGAACAAGCGAGGUCGUAGUGGUGUGGUGAUCUUGCGGAAGCGACUCCCUUGGGAGGAUGGGAUGGACACGACAGGAACCAUCACUCUCUUCUGCGACAGCGGAAAGGAGAUGGCUGCUGGAAAGGACAUGAAGGAGCUUUACGACAAGAAGAAGGACGAUGACGGAUUCUUGUACUUGAUGUAUGCCCAUACAUGGCGGCCGAUCCAGAAGAAAGAUGAAGUCAUUGACGACUACAGUGACUCCGAGCUCAACAAGCUGCUUGACGACGAGGGGAACAUCCUAUACGAUGAAUACCUGGAUGAGAGAACGGCAGACAUAAGGAGGAGUCAAUUCAGCCAUCCUCGGCUCAAGGCGAUCACCAUCCAACAGCCUCUUGCAGAUGCCACGCUGCUCGGACUGAGGAAGGUCCCAACCUCAGAGGGCCUCUGGCUUGCCCUUCACAUCGGUAGAAGUCAAGAUCAUUUCACCAACUAUCAGCUCUGGCCGGAGUGUCCUCUCGUCCCCUUCGGCCGGAAGCGCAUGGGCUGCAUCGUCGGGCUCAUCCACAUCCGGGCCUGCGUCCCUUCCCACAUGUGCACGAGCACGUGGAGGGACAUCCCCCUCCCCUCGAGCUACUACUUCGAGAUAGACCAGGUGCUGCCGCUUCCGAUCGCCAUCCACCAUCGCCACUCGUUCAGAAUGUGGACUGUGGAGGAGUCUGCUUGCAAGCAGAUCCAAGAGUUCUUGUUAAGCAGGAAAGGAAGAUUGUUCGAGUAUCCUCCUCUCCCAAAGCCAAACAUCUUUGAGGAAGGCUUUCAGGAUUUCGGCCCGCAAAUGGCACAGAGAAUGUACGAGGCAUGGGUCAGAGAAACAGCACAAACCAUCCGCGAAAAGCUCUACCAGGGAAGGCCAAUGUCGCGCAAAGAAUGGGAGGACAGGGUGGAGGAGCAGAAGAAAAGUCUGGUCUAUCACAAGUUCAAGCCAAACUCCCAGACUGUGCGAGAGAACUUCUGGUCCUACAGCGUCUCGGAGGAAGCAAAGAUUUACCAUGACCUCGAUCUCCAAGUUGAGCAGGCUUUGCUGGAGAAUGGAACCGUGCCUGAACACCUCAAGCCAUACCUCUACUCUGAAUCUGACGAAGACUCUAACGCGACUAUCACUCCUGCUUACAUGAAGGAGGACAUUAUAGACCACCUCGGCAUUCAACCGCCCGAGCAAGUCAAGAAGUCAGUUGUAGAAGCCUUGAAGCCGCUCACGGAGGAGGAGCAAAAGAUCAAGCUGAGAUCAAUCAACGGGUCUGUCGUCUACUACAACCCGGAUGACGACGACGGCUCCUACCGGUUGAGGCCGACGGUUGAAGGGAAACUGCGACAGAAGUUCUCACACAGCGAGGACGAGAAUGACCCUCUGUUCGUCCCCAAGGUUGGAAAGCACAAAGCUGCCGAGAUGCCAGCGGUCGCGGACUACGUGCAGGAUCUUAUCGGGGUACCGGACAGACUGAAGACCACGGAUGAAGUCAUAAUGGAGGAAGACGACGAGGAACACCAGAAAAUUUUCUCCUUCAAAAAGGGCAAGAAGCGGAGGCUGCAGACUCCAGCUCAGCCGGCACCAGAGACUGCGCCUGCCGACGGCGCUGCUGGGAAGGGAGCUGGAGGGGAUGAAGGGGAUCGAGGAGGAGACCCCAACAAGAAAGAUCCUGAGGCGAAGAGGCUGAUGCUGACCCGGGACGAUCGGAGCCUGAACUUGAAAGCCAUGAUGCGGCAGCAGGACGGCGGCAGCGGAAGCGACUCCCUCAUCCGGGCAAUGGAACUCAGUAGUCUCAAGGGACUGAGAGGCUCAGGCUUGACUUGGGCUCCUCUGACUAGUAAUUUGAAUAAUCAAACGAGGAUGUAUAUUCAAGUUCACGAGUAUCGGGCCCGUCCGUCUUUGGCAGUCCUGCCGCUGCUCCCGACGGUGGACCGCAACUUGCCUGUCACUGGCGGCCGCACCGUCCCCUGGGUUCGGACUGACUCAGUGACUCAGCGAUCGGGCGACCCGACGGUCGGACGGUCCGGUCAGUGCGUCCAGUGCGUCGGGCAGGAGGACGAGAAGAGGAGCUGCUUUGUCUCAGAGUUGCUGGAGCUGCGGGUGGAGGACGGGAUGGAGGGGGUGGAGACACCUGUAGUUACGAUCAAGACGACCAAGAGGGCUGACUCGUGGAAGUGUGCGAACAUCUCAGAGAGGGGAGCUGAAGAUCAUAGGAGCGGGUCAACUGCCCGUCAGCAGGGGAAGACUAUCGCUGACGUCCAAGGCAAGCGAGCAAGGCUCGGCGGAGCGCUCGACGGGGGAGGAAAGUCAGGAGAGCAGCGGAAGGGGGAGAAGAAGGAGCAGAAGGCGAUCACGGAGGAGGAGGAGAUCGAACUGAUGCAGAUCCUGCACAACAACACGAGGCUCGACGAGGUGCUACAGCUGAAGGAGCAGCUGACGCGCGAGUUUGUGCUGCUGCAGGAUGCAACCAUCCACUCCACGCUCAACAGCCAGGGGCUGAUCAGCUCGCUGACGAGGAGGCUGGAGGAGGCGGCGGGGCCUGCCAUGGACCUCGUCAACGACGUCGGGCAGUUCGAGAAGUCGAUCAGGGGGGCUCAUGCUGAUCUCAUGGCGCUGCGAGCGACGAGCAACAGGUUCCAUGCCGUGCUGAGAAACCAGGCGGAGAUGCAGAGGCUGAUAUCGGCCUUCACGGAGGACAUGUGGCUGAGGGAGGAGGAGGAGAUGAUGAUCCGUGAGGCCCCGCUGACGACCAAGGAGGGGAAGCUCAACGGCAGGCUGGUGGAGGCAGCUGGGAGGCUCGUGGGCAUCGUCAACCACUUCGUAGAGAACAUCCCUCCCGACAUGCUGAGGAUGGAGGCGGUCAUGCAGAGGAAGGAGCAGAUUCACAGCCUGCGCCUCGCCUUCUCCCGCCGAGUCCUCCACCAGCUCAGGAGCGAGCUAGAGGAAGCGGUGCAGGGAGCGGAGAGGGGGAGCAGAGAGGCGAUCCAUGGGCAUCUUGGCGUCUACUUCCCCCUCAUCGAGCACCUCGUGGAGCUCGACGUGUCAGCUCGGAGCUCGCUGGAACGGAGCUACAUCGCUCUUGCUGGGCCGUGGCUGAGGGAGGAGGUGACGUCUCUAAUUGAGCUGAGCAAGGAGCAGGUGGUGCGUGCGAGCAAGGAGCAUCGGCUACUCAUGGUGCCGGACGCGCGAAGCAAGGAAGUAGACGCGUUCCACUCGGACAAGGGAGGAGGAGGAGGAGGAGGGGGAGGAGACGGGCGCGUCAUCGGUCGGUGCGGGCUGGCCCACCUGUUCAGGAUGUUGGGGUCCCUUCUUCUGAGCGAGCAGGCGUUCUGUGCCCGGUGGCUGGCGCUGGAGGAGGAGGAGGAGGAGCUGCAGCUGUCGAGCAUCUUCCAGAAGUGCCUCAUGUCGAUCUCGACCGAGAUCAUCGCCUUCUGCAGCUGGCUGAUCAAGCACGACAUGCUCGGACUGCCGGCGCUGCUGUCGCAUACCAGCGUCGCGCUGGAGCAGUUUCAGAGGAGCGAGGGGAAGGGCGGGAAGGAGGGAGCGGGCAGAGGAAGCGAGGCGCAGGAGGAUGGGAAGGGAGGGGUGACUAGGAGGGCACCGGGGGGGUCAUCGAACCGCUUCUGCUGGUACUGGAAGAAGAUCCUGUGGGAGGUCAGCAUCAACCUGCAGUCAAAGUUCUCGCACUUCAUCGACGAGCAGGUCGAAGCCCUGUGCGAGCAUGCCUCCAACGUUCGCAAACUUCCUUCGUGGAUCAGCAAGGUGAACUGGUGA